Messenger RNA from Kogia breviceps (pygmy sperm whale), 636 nucleotides. RefSeq names its product olfactory receptor 2J3-like. The record is from RefSeq and is a predicted model, not a curated record. Gene Ontology annotation, cellular component: plasma membrane. Gene Ontology annotation, molecular function: olfactory receptor activity. Gene Ontology annotation, biological process: detection of chemical stimulus involved in sensory perception of smell; G protein-coupled receptor signaling pathway. NCBI's taxonomy places the organism in Eukaryota, Metazoa, Chordata, Mammalia, Artiodactyla, Physeteridae. The transcript has a single exon.
AUGAGAAAAUUCAGUAACACUUUUCAUCACUCUGAUGGCUUUGUUCUGGUGGGCUUCUCUGAAUGGCCCAAACUAGAAAUGGUUCUUUUUCUGGCCAUCUCCGUUUUCUACAUAAUGACCCUCCUUGGGAAUUUAGCCAUCAUUAUCUUGUCACACCUUGAUGCCAGACUCCACACCCCCAUGUAUUUCUUUCUGUCUAAUCUCUGUUUUUUUGGCCUUUGCUAUACUUCUUCCCCUGUCCCCCAAAUGCUAGUCAACAUCCAAAGCCACUGGAGAAAUAUCAGCUACCUAGGAUGCAUAGCUUAACUUUUCAUAUUCCUUAGUUUAGGAUCCACUAAAUGUGUACUUCUUUCAGUAAUGGCCUUUGAUUGUUAUGUAGCUAUCUGCCAGCCUCUCCGUUACACAGUUAUCAUGCACUCUUGGCUAUGCCAACAACUGGCAGCAGUCGCUUGGGUAACAGGUUUCAGCAACUCUUUGGUGCAAAUAGUGUUGACUUUCUUGUUACCUCACUGUGGUCCAUAUCAGGUGGAGAAUUUCUUCUGUGAGGUACCUGCCAUGCUUCAAUUAUCAUGUGUUCAUACAUGGAUCAAUGAAGUGGAGAUGUAUGCUGCUGUGGUGGUCAUAAAACUCUCUUAA